Messenger RNA from Varanus komodoensis (Komodo dragon), 3440 nucleotides. It is a transcript of the gene RUNDC1, whose product is annotated as RUN domain containing 1. The coding region runs from base 35 to 1780 and encodes 581 amino acids. The transcript is spliced from 6 exons. NCBI's taxonomy places the organism in Eukaryota, Metazoa, Chordata, Lepidosauria, Squamata, Varanidae. The record is from RefSeq and is a predicted model, not a curated record.
UCUCCUGAUAGGAGCAGCUGGCUUAAGCUCUUGUAUGUUGGUCGCGGCCAUUACCGGUGAGGCGGCGGCGCCGGAGAUGGAGGCGGUGGCGGGACCUGGGGAACGCUGGGCGCCGGUAGGCGCAGUGGCCGAGGCCCAAGCGGGGAAGGAAGACGCUGGAGGAGAGGAGCUUGAAGCUGAGCCGGCGUCCCCGCGGUCGCUGAGAGAGGAGCGACGUCGCCUCCAUUCGGCGCUCCUGGCUUUGGCCUCGCACUUCGCCCAGGUCCAGUUCCGGCUCCGGCAGGUGGCACGCGCCGGCCCGGCCCAACAGCAGCGUCUCCUCCGCGAGCUGGAGGAGUUCGCUUUCCGCGGCUGCCCCGGUUCUGGCCUUGGCUUUGCGGCGGCGGUGGAAGGACUUGGGGUCAGUGGAUUCAGAAUGGAUGUGUUCUCCUCCUUUCAGAGUGAACAUGAGAAGCAGGAGCAGCUGGAGGCACAAAAGGAGAAACAACGGGAACUCAUCCUGCAGCUCAAGGCACAGCUGGAUGACCUUGAAACUCUUGCUUACCAGGAAGGAAGCUAUGAUACACUUCCUCAGUCCAUGGUCGUGGAAAGACAGCGGGUGGUUAUUGAGGAGUUGAUCAAGAAACUGGACAUCAACUUGAGUGAGGACAUCGCUUUGCUGUCCCCAGAGGAAUUGCGUCAGCAGGUGGAUGCAGCUGUGGCACAGAUUGUCAACCCAGCACGUGUGAAAGAACAGCUGGUUGAACAGUUGAAAACCCAGAUCCGGGACCUUGAGAUGUUUAUCAAUUUCAUUCAAGAAGUCAGCAGCCCCAGCAACCCAGAGGAUGGGCAUUGUGAAUGUUCAGGUGGAAAAGCUGGAAGUAGUGCCUGCAAGCCAAAUACCCGACAACCCCAUAGAAGCAACAGAGUGAACCCUGAAGAUGCCACAAGGAUACGGGAGACAGGCCUACAUCUCAUGCGCCGAAUGCUUGCUGUACUGCAGAUUUUUGCUGUGAGCCAGUUUGGCUGUGCAACUGGGCAAAUCCCACACCAUUUGUGGCAGAAGGACCAGUCUGACAGGGACUUCUCACCACUAGUGAAAAAAUUAGAGUUGGCUGUGGACCAUGUCAGGCAGCUGGCCCAGAAGUACCAGUUGCAAGAGCUGGAACAUGUCAUCAGCUACUCAGGUUUCCAGGAUACCUCCUUAGGAGGACGGGGUGAAUUAACUAUGGCUGUGCGUAAGGAACUGACAACUGCAGUACGGGACCUGCUGGCCCAUGGUCUUUACAGCCCAUCCCCUGGGAUGAGCUUGGUUCUAGCUCCCAUUGCCUGCCUGCUGCCUGUGUUGAGCUCCUCUCCUCAGCCCAUGCACCCAUGGGAGCUCUUUGUGAAGUAUUACAAUUCCAAAAACGGCCGUGCCUUUGUAGAAUCACCAGCUCGUAAGCUCUCUCAGUCUUUUGCCCUCCCAGUGAUGGGUGGAGUGCCUGCCACUCCAAAGCAAAGCCUACUAUCAGCUGUCCACACAGUCCUGUCAGAGCAUGACCCAUUCAAGCGUAGUGCGGACUCAGAACUCAAGGCUCUGGUAUGCCUGGCACUCAAUGAACAGCGCCUGGUCUCCUGGCUCAACCUCCUCUGCAAGUCAGGAGCACUGAUCCAAGCCCACUACCAGCCCUGGAGUUACAUGGCCCAGACAGGUUUUGAGGGAGCCCUCAAUCUUCUUAGCCGCCUCAGUAACCUACGAUUCAACCUCCCUGUGGACCUGGCUGUGCGGCAGCUGAAGAAUAUCAAGGAUGCCUUUUGAGUGGCUGGGGAAAGUGGACUCCUGUUUGAAUCCUUUUGAGUGGAGGAAGUGCUUGUUGCUUCCUCCAGGAAGUCACUUGGGAAAAAUGCAGCUAGAUGGUGGUGGUCUUCUAUUGCUGAGCUGCAGCUGGCUGCCUCUAUUGCAUGCACUACAUGGAGCUCCUGCAGGUGGACAGGUUCUCUUUGUGGAAGAUACCUUUGCAUAUAGUUGUCGGCCACUAGGGAUAGCUUACUUCCCUUGUAGUGGAAUCAGUAGGCAGACUUUAUAGCAGGGUAGGAGGACAUACCUCCUGCUGAAGAGAAGUUUUAAGGGGCUGUUAGGAAGUAGUGAGGUUGAAAUCAGAACAAUAUAUAAGCAACAUAUUGUUCUCACAGAAGGCUCCUCUCUCUCAGUAUAUGUUAGCUUAUACUAGUUCAUAUCAAAAUGCUCUGACUCAGUUCCCAUAUUUGAGAAAGGGCUUUCCCCUGUGCUGAUUGUCUUAAAGCUAUUUGAUCCUCACACUGCAGGACCAGUUACUUGCAAGGAGUUUUCCCCUGCCAAGUUCUUAAAUGCUGGAAUAGGAUCCUGUAUGUGCUAAUGUGUCGGCAAAUGACCACAGCCUAUGCCCAGUAAUCAAGCCUGACUUGCUGGAAAUGUAGCGUGAUGGACAAAUGGAAUCUGUAGCUAUUCCAACAAAACAUGGGGAGAGAAUUCCCUCUUAAACAUUUAGUUGUUGAAAAAAGUGACUUCUUUGGAGGGUGGAGUUAGUGGAAUGUCCUUGAGUAUGCUUUGGUCAAAAAUCAAAAUGAAGUUUCUGUCACAGGAACUGCCAUUAAACUUGCCUGUUUGAAUAGCAGUUGCCAGAACUCUCUUUCUUGAAGCAUCGAGCAGUUUGGCCCUGGUUGGGUGCUUUUGAUCUGGCAUACAAAGUAAUUUCUCAGACUCAAUUUUGCACAAGCUGUUAUUUUGGAAAUUAGAACUACAUGAUUCUGAACCUGUUGAUUCUCAGGCCACUGCUGUGGCCAUUAGCAAGGCUUGGUUGAAAUACUCUUCCUCUGAGCUUUUCAAUAUUUUUCCAGUGGGGCAGUAUGGAUGUGAAAGAUGUGUUUGAAGACUGUGAGACCAAGGGAGGCAUUUCAACUUGUGGUUCACAUGUUCCUUUGUAUGUGGGGAAGUGUCCUCCUGACAGUCUCCAAAAGGAUAGGGCAUACAGAGUCUCUGGAAGAUUCUGGAUCCAGAUACACAGCAUCUGUCCCUACACAGGGUCUUUUAAACAUCCUGCACCGAUGAGAUCUGAGCAUGAAGGCAAACUGUGCUGUCUUCAAAGUCAGGUCUCACAACACCCUCAGCAAAGAAGACCGAAUGGCAAGCAGAUUUAUUUUUAUGCUAAAUAAAGUCUGUAUAACUGCAAAUGAGUUGGCUUUUCUGUAUAUAUAUAUAUAUAUAUAUAUAUAUAUAUAUAUAGUCCUGCUGAAAGCUCUCUGUUAAAUGUCAGUGCUCUUACUUCUACCCCUUGUUGAUUUAUGUGUUGAUGCACUUAAAGAAACUGUCUUUAUCUAUUGGGUAUCUUUAGUUAAGUGUGUUUGUUUUGUUUGGAUUCCAAGUCAGUGCAAGAGAAGAAAUGUAUUGAUAGAGAAUUGUGUCUAUUGCUGGUAAUAAAUUUCAGUCCAUUUGUUUUCUA